This is a messenger RNA of Carassius gibelio (silver crucian carp), 1217 nucleotides long. Its product is annotated as ER membrane protein complex subunit 7. The transcript is spliced from 5 exons. Gene Ontology annotation, molecular function: carbohydrate binding. Lineage: Eukaryota; Metazoa; Chordata; Actinopteri; Cypriniformes; Cyprinidae. Bases 113 to 859 code for a protein of 248 amino acids. Gene Ontology annotation, cellular component: EMC complex. The record is from RefSeq and is a predicted model, not a curated record.
ACGCAGCGCCUGUCAAACUUUGACAGCUGAAAGUAAUGUAAAGCGUCAUGUGUUGGUUUAUUUUUAUCUGAAGGCGACAGCAGCUUUAAAGAACCACUGUUUAGAGACUACGAUGAAGAUGCGCGCGUGUGUUACGGCGCUGCUGCUGCUCGGGCUGCGCGCGUGCUUAUCUCAAGACGUCAGACAUCAUGAGGAUGAUGAAGAGGACGAAGAUGUGAUGUUUCAGACGCGGGCUCAGGUGUCGGGUCGAGCGCUGGUUCCGGGUGUCAGAGCUCGGGACUGGAUCUCAUCUGCUCGGGUUCUGCUGGACGGAGACAAACACGUGGGGUUCAUCAGAGAUGAUGGAAGUUUCACAGUCAGUGACGUUCCGUCCGGAUCGUAUGUUCUGGAAAUCUCGUCUCCGACCUACAGAUUCCAGCCUGUGCGUGUUGACAUCAGCUCCACAGGGAAGAUGAGGGCUCGUGUGGUCAACUACAUCAGGACCUCGGAGGUGAUCCGACUGCCGUACCCGCUUCAGAUGAGAUGCGUCGGUCUGCAUUCAUACUUCAUCCCGCGGGAAACCUGGGUCUGGUCAGAUUUCCUCAUGAACCCGAUGGUUCUCAUGAUGGUUCUUCCUCUUCUGAUAAUCCUUCUUCUUCCUAAAGUCUUCAACCCUAGCGAUCCUGAGAUGAGACGGGAGAUGGAGCAGUCCAUGAACAUGCUGAACUCCAACCAGGAGCUUCCAGACGUCUCGGAGCUCAUGACCAAGUUCUUCUCAGCACCCAAAGGUCACGAGAAGGCAGGAGGCGGAGCCAGAGGCCAUAGGGGUGGAGCCCCUGCUGCAAGGGGCGGGGCCUUGAGGCGGAAAACAAGAGAUUAAUGUGCACCUCACAUCAUAUACAGAAUGAAACAGAAGCUAAGAGCAUCAAAAAGCUUUUAUUAUUCAUUAUUCACAAACUUUACAGGUUCAUCUACUGUGUUUAUCAGAGUCAGAACACAGUAUUUCAUCUGUGUUUAUAUGUGAAAGACACUUUACCAUCAUUAUACUGCUGCUGAAUCUCAACCGGAUUAUUGAUUUAUUCAAGCUGCUUCAGCAUCACGAUGUAACACAGUAACACUUUACAAUAAGGUUUCAUUAGUUAAUGUUAGUUUAUGCAUUAACUAACACAAAAAUGCAUUUGUUACAAUGUUUAUUCAUCUUUGUGGACGUGAGUUAUUAAAAACAAAUGUUCAUUGUU